Molecule: messenger RNA, 6355 nt
Organism: Vespa mandarinia (Asian giant hornet)
Lineage: Eukaryota; Metazoa; Arthropoda; Insecta; Hymenoptera; Vespidae
Biological process (GO): adenylate cyclase-activating G protein-coupled receptor signaling pathway
Cellular component (GO): membrane
Molecular function (GO): G protein-coupled receptor activity
Source: RefSeq, a predicted model, not a curated record
UAUAUAUAUAUAUUAAUAUAUAUAUAUAUAUAUAUAUAUAUAUAUAUAUCACUGUAAAUUUUCUCAACGAUACUCUACAAUUUUCAUUAUUAAUAUCGUAGAGAAAAUUUCUGCAAGUGAGAAAGCAACGAUCAACGGUGGGAUUGCAUUGUCAUUGAUAUUGUUCUACUGAUCGAAUAUAAUUAAAGUGGCAAAAAUGACUGCCUUAUCGUAUGAGCGUGUAUGCGUCUAUUUACAUGUAUGUACAUAUCUCUUUACCAGAUUAUUAAAGCCCGUUUCAUGUGAGAUUCUUUGACAAAAGAAAAAUCAAGUUCUAUACAAAUUUUCGAAGGGUUGUGAUAAACAUUGAAUUGAUGAAUGAGUAAGGACUUUUUUUAAUCGACGUAGAUUAAACGACCGACACAUCGUACCACACGCUACUUAGGAUAAGAAAUACACAGAAAUGUACAAAAUGCAAAAUAUAGCGGACGAAGAAUUCAAAUAUACAUAUUUAUCAAACUUCCCGACGAUAAAGUUUAGCCGACAAUGAGUGUUGAAAUCGAAAUAGCAUCUAUUAAUUAAUUUCGUAUGGUAAUGAAAAAUUCAUAAACGAUAAUCAAGAUAAUAAGUUUUUAGUUUAAAGACUAUCAUAGAGUUUCUAAUUAUACAAAUAAAUACUAUUUAGUAAUAGCUUGGUCUCAUUCAAUUACCUCGACACUCUGUAUUAUCCGUAAAAUCUAUUUAUUGGUCGUGUAUAUUUUUUAGUACAAGGUAUUUAAUUAAAAAGAGAUGCAAUGUCGAUCGAGCAAUACAUUUCGAGAAAUUAAAACUAAAUACAUUCAUAAUAUGGGCUCUUAUUGGAAUCCUCGUGUUUCAGAAAAACUCGCUAUUCAAUUCAUUCGAAAUAUAUGCGAGUGGUGAGGGUGAAAAGAGGGAUGCUUGGUCGGGGAGAGCUUGCGCACGGAAAGCUCAGAGAUACGGAAGGGACUAACGCCCAGCUACCCUGUAAAUUGUGACUUCUUGUUCGUGGCUCGUAUCAAACGAAUCAUCAUCAAAUUCAAAAAUUCUAAAUUCGUUUCCACCUUUAUUUCUGCUUUAUUUCUACAUUAUUUUGUGAAAGCUCAUUAUUUUCCGUAGAAAGUCUUUUAAUACGCCAUCGGGAUAACGUUCAUUUUCCUCAGCUACGAGACGAGUUAUAUUCCUACACUUUCAUGUUCUUUUACGUAGGACUUUUUGAAAAGGGGAAAAGGAAGAAUCAGUAUCGUUGUCGAUAGAGCUCGCAUCUCUCUUUUAAGUGUAAAACAAAGUGUGAAUCAAAUGACGAGAAAACUCGAAAUACUUUCGGAUUUGAAAGUGUAAAAGCUGAAAAAGUUGUCUACGAGAAAGUGUAUCUAGCAAUAUUUAUACUCCAUGGUAACGUUCGAUUAUUACCUACAUACGUGAUUUAAUAAAACGUGUUUUAAUAAGGAGAGAAAAAAAUACAAUGCUAUACACACACACACACACAUAUGUAUGCAUAUAUGUAUAUUGGAAUUUAUUUCUUUCAGGGCGAAAUCCGAUAUUGUUCGAUAUUUGUCAUUACAAAAGAGGCUAGCAAAAUUUGACUAAAAAACAUAUUGAGAUUGAUCAAGAAGAUGAAAUCAUAUCUCCUCCUUUUCUUUUAUCUCUGUUCAUCGAGUAUAAUAGGAGUGUCAGCUGCAAAUGUAGAUUGCAAUUAUCAUCUGACCGCUCCAAAAGGAAUCAUAGAAACACCAAAUUUUCCAAAAGCUUUUCCAGUACCCAUAACGUGUCGAUGGGUGAUCGAUGUUUCUGACAUAACUUCGACGAAUAGUUCGAUAGUCGUCUAUAUGACGCAGCUUUAUGUUUAUAAAGGUCUCAAAUUGACCGAGUACGCGUAUUACGAGUCAGAAACGACGAAUUAUGGCGCGAGUUUGGUGGAAGAAGUAACGGAGGGCAACGUUUUCGUGCAUCGUUGGUUCAGAACUUUUCGCCCAUUUCUCGUCUUAGAAUUCGAACUUGAUAGACUCGAAGGAAACCAUGUACGUGUUUUGGACGAUCUUUUGGACGUAUAUGGUUUUAACGUCACAUACCAAAUGACCGAGGAAGAACCAAAUCCAAAUGCUUGUUCCGUUAGUGAAUGUUCUUUCACUGGAAAUUGUCUUUUAUCUGCAGAUUAUACAACUUUUACAUGCGAAUGCUUUUCUGGCUUUAAUGGAGAAAAAUGUGACGAAGGACCGCUUUGUUUUGACGAGCAACAAAACUCUAUUUGUCAAAAUGGUGGCAAUUGCAAACAUCUCGGGGCGAAAGCGGUACACUGUGAUUGCCUCUUCGGCUACGUUGGACGAAAUUGUGAAAUUCAACUUCUUGAAACUAUGAAUACAGAAUGCGGAGGUGAACAUUGCAUAAUACAAUGUCCUUAUCACGAAGAGGAACAACGACCGUGUGCUUGCAAAAAUGGAACGAAAAUAUACAACAAUCGAUCGAGAUACGAGUGCAGAAUAAAACUAUCGAACAUUACUUCUCUUCGCACAGGAUCGAUAGCUCAGCAUGGAAGUUUGGAAUCUUUUCUUGCAAAACAGCUAACCAAGUAUUUGAAGAGUUCAAAUAUAUCUUCCAUGGAGGACUUAAAGAUCCUAAGCGUGACGCCUACGUCGGAGAUAACUUUUCAAUUUUUUGGCAAUUCGGACGAUGGCGAUAAAAUUCGAGAAUCGCUGAAUCGUCUGGUCCAACGACGCCGUCUCAGCGAGAUAGCUCUCGAAUCUACGCACUUUACGUUUCAACAAAAGCCCGCGCUCAGAUUGCAGAUUUUACAUUUGGAUCGAUCGAACGAGCACGAGGUUCAUUUAGGCGAUGAAAUCAGUCUUCAUUGCGUCGCCCAAGGAAGUUACGGUAUUCAUUUCAUUUGGUACAAAGAUGAUAUGCUGGUAAACGUGAGCAAAGCAAAUAGAGGAAUUCGACACGAGGAUCUUCCUAACGGCGGAUUGGAUAUACACACGUCGAUAUUAAACAUCGAUAAGGCGACUAUAUUGGACGCUGGUCAAUAUACGUGCCAAGCUAUCGAUCGGGGUGUACAACAAUGUAAAAGUCUUUACGUACAAGUGAAAAAUGAACCGGAUGUAAAGGUUACGCCGAUGAGUACUACCGUGGAAAAGGGUAGCAAUAUACAACUGACUUGUACAACGCCCAAUAUGCAUAGUACAGGUAUAGGAUUCGGUUGGACAAAGAAUCGAGCGUUACUUAAGUUGGAACCAGGUAGUGAAAUUUGGGAGGACCUUUAUCCAGAUGGUAGCAUUUUAAAAAUUACGAACGUUCAGAAAUCGGCUAUAUAUACGUGCAACGUAGCACACCGGUCAAUGUCCGUGCGAGUGGAAUUAACGAAUCGAACUUUGGUACCGACGUGCUCUAAAGAAAAAUCCUGGGCUCUUCAAUGGCCCGACACAGCUCCCGGCUCGGAAGCUUUGCUCGAAUGUCCACGACGUUUCGUCGGUCCUAAAGUAUCGAGACUUUGCUCGAUGAAGGAUGCGACCACUCCCGAGUGGUUGAUGCCAGACUUUUCCGAUUGUCUUUACGAGCCAUUGCUUCGUCCUUACGAUAGAUUCCGAAGCUUGACGCUGGGCUAUCAAAACACAACAGGCUCGGAAACGAUAAUUGCCUUUUGGAAUGUACUACGAUCGCGCGAAUUAUCGCUUUAUCCGAACGAAGCUGAUCGUAUUUUAAGCAUACUCGUCGAAAUCGAACGUUACCAACGUACCAUCGAUCCGUCCGAUUUGCAUCGUUCUGCCGAAGCUCUGACGCGUAUCGUGAAUCGCAUAUUGAACGAGGAAAAUUCCAUUUUAAGUCCGCAAAGAUUAUGGAUAUUACUGCAAAUAGCCGAAAAAAAUCUAAUGCACUGGUCAAAAAAAUUGAAUCAAGGCUGCGUUCACUUGUCUCUGUCAUCAAUGGUCGUCGAUAUUCAACCCUUGCAAUUUUACAGCGGUGACAGCUUCAUAUACUCUCUUCAAAUCCCAACAAACGAUUACAUCUAUCCUGAUUGGUACAACGACAAUAUCACUAUACGUCUAUGGAAAAAGAGAUUCAGAGAUGGCAAAAACAAUAGUACGUACAAAGGAAUCGUCAUUGUUUAUAAAAACGUUUCUAGCUUCCUUCCAAACGUAUACGUCAAAGAGCUUGACGACGGUACAGACCUAGAGUAUUGGAUUAACUCGCAUGCGAUUACUGUAACCGUGCCUUCCUUCAAAUCUGACAAACACAAUAAAGUUUCGGUCGAUCUGCAUAUGAAACAAUUACGGAAUCAUUCUGGCGCUUGGAAUGUUUCUUGUGGACUUAUGGAUUACUCAGGUACCUGGAAUCUUAAUGGUUGCACAGCAAAUACAUUUCCAGGGGAUGUUACGAUUUAUUGUUCGUGUUCUAAUACCGGUACCGUUGCUCUUUUCUUGACCGCUAGGGCUGUAAGGGUAGUAUUAGCAAAGAAGGAACAAACAACUUUUAUCGUGACACUUGGCUGUGGAAGUUGUCUGGUUCAAUGUUCACUAUCGUUGUUAAUUCUUGGCAUAUAUUGGUGGAAAAAUCGGAGCUGGUUAAAUUUUUUGAAAGUACAGUGUUGCGGUGCUCUGAUCGGUGCAAUGGCUCUGUUCAUUUAUGCGAUACGCGGCAAUCUCUCUGAUAGUAACUACUCUCUCGUUGCAAUAGGAUUGGAAGCAUUUCUUCUUGUUGGCAUGUCGGCUCCCAUAUCCGAGGCUCUCAUAAUAUAUUCUCAACUUGUUCAUAUACGAUCGAAUCAGCAUUUUCAACCCACAGUCAUCGCUGUUAUUACAGGGGUACCAAUUUUGGCUGUACUAGCCACCGAACUUACUCACAAAAGUACCGGUUGGCGACACGAAUCUUGGUGGUUGAUUUACGGAAGCGGAGUAUACAAUAUAUUCGUAACUUGUGCGACCGUGAUGUUUUUCGUAUUUAUGAUACUCUAUAUGGGCGUCCUUCAUAAAGCUCAUGCACUCAUAGAGGAAAAUGUUAUGAAGAAAGAAACAAUAGAAUCGAGAACGCGAUUAUUGCAUCGUGCCGCUAUAAUUAUAUGUGGGAUUAUUGCCACGGAAGCGUCCUCGAUCUUCUACAUUAAUUCAACCUCAAUAAUUUAUCAUUAUGUCUUCGCAUCAUUAUCUUCCGUUCUAGGUUUCAUCAUAAUAAUAGCAUACGUUGUUAGCAGCGAAAUCAAUUUACUUAGACCAAUAUUACGAAAACUUAAAUGGAAAUUGGAAACGAGCAACGAACGAAUUUCAGAGCCGAUUAAAGUAUGUUCAAAAAUCGAGGCAGAAAUGCAAAACGAUGCCAUACCACCACCUCCGUCGUCCAUCUUGGCCGAACCCUACAUAGAAACUCGAGGAAUAGCAGCUGGUAGCAUAGAUAUGCGAGAAUUUACUACCGAGACCUCUUCUUAUUCGAAAUCUUCGACAUCCGUUGCUGGCAGGUACUUGCCUGAGAUUCGAAUCGAUCGACCGGACGACAUCAAUCUUGAAAACUAUAAUACUAGCCCGCGAAAGUAUCAAGAAGCAUUCGAUACAGCUUUUGCUAAGCGAACUUCUCAAUGUCUAGCCGAGUCUUACGGUGUUACAGAUCGUAACGCUUUUCGAGAUUUUUCUAUUCAUCAAAACGUUUCAUCGGAAUGCUCAGGCAAACUUCUUUGCAGCGCUGACAUAGAAUCACGUUUAAGUGCAAUGCCAGACGUAACGUUGGCGGUGAAAACGGAUGUAGAACAUUUAACGGGCGUUGAAUUGAAAACGAGAGAACACGUGAACGUUAUUCCCGAUAUUGCUAAUACAACGGAACGUAAACAGCCCGACGGCGAGGAAAAAAUGCCCGAAAUUCGAAUUACAAGUUGCGAGACUACGACUUCCGGCAUGCUGGAUCGUAUCUCGCAUGAUCUCGAUUAUCUUUUAAAUCGGACUCACACCAAAGAAGAAGUAUAAUAGACUUUCCAGGAUUUUUUUUAAAUAAACAUUCUCGUAAAUUUUCUUAUCGUCUCGCGUUAUGAUAGCGCGCGCGCUACUACUUCCGACUUAUUGGAAGUUCAUUAUAUAUUUGAAAUCGAGCACGUACAUUUUUCUAAAAUUCUUGUGCCGAUUAUUGUAACGAUACUUUGAUGACGAUGAAACAAUAACGCUUGCCCCGCUUAAAUUUAAUUUCUUUAGCGUUUUUAUGCGUAGUUAUUAGAUUCUAAGUGUACAUUUGAUUUUUUACAAAAGCAUAAGUCGUAGACAAACUCCAUACGACGUUGUUGCACAAUGUAUAAUGAUUUUAUUUCUGAAAGAAAAGACGUCGUGAAAUUUGUAUUAUAAAAAAUAAAAUGGAAGAAAAAAAAAAGAGAAAAAAAAAAAGAAAA